CUAGGGUGCUGCAGAUGACUUGGGAUGAAAUAAACGUCCACAAAAGCCUACCGCCUCAUCCAAAUAUAGUCCCAAUCGAUCGCAUAGUCCUCGAGGAUGUGGAAUCUCGCGUGGUUGGCUUUACAACCAAGUACAUCCCCGGUGGAACCCUUGAAGCAAACCCACAUCUGCCUUUGCGUUUUGAGUGGUUGAAACAACUCACACAGCUAGUCGACUUUCUGAAUCUAGAUCUGGGGAUCAUGCACCAAGACAUUGCGCCUCGGAAUUUAAUUAUCCACCCUGAAACAGAACAGAUUCUCUUAUUCGACUUUGGCUGGGUUGCUCAUGGAAAAAAGAACUUACUGGAAGGGCGAGACGACGUGAUCGGUGUUGCGUUCACGCUAUACGAGCUCAUCACGGGUGAUACGCACUUCACGAGCAUUCCUCAUUGGGAUCGAAACAUGGACAUGGUUUUGAACACAGAGUGGAUUUGCAAUCGCGAACUUGACUCUGAUUUGACCACUUUCCGGAACUUUCUGGACGAGUGGAUAUUGACACGAAGGAUCGACGGCGACAUGGAACGGUAUCUCAACGCACCAAACCGGCUUACAUGGCCCGACCUACCAACGCCGCCUGACUAUAAUGUACCUUUCGAGUGCGGCAGGGCUGCGGAAGGUGAGGCGGCAUACAGAACGGGACUGCGGCUUAUACGCACGGCGAUAAAGCUUGGACAAUAUGUCUUUCCCUGGCAAAGGCCGCCACAGAGCAGGUUGAAGGAGUCCAGGAAUGAAGUGGGAGAAUAGACGGACAAAGACGAAACAAUCAGCCUUGUAUUCUCUAGCGAGCCUGGGAUUACCCGAACCAUGAUCCUAUCAUUUGAUUGACGAAGGAUGCUUCACGACAAUUCAACAGUCAAGUGAAGGGAAUAGGGUCCAAUUCGUGGUGGAUCUGGAAUGGUUCGUGGGCUUGUAAUAGUGGUGCGUUUCUGUCGAGAACCUCGAAAUCCCUGCCCAAAGUGCUUCUUGCUUAAUUUUUAAUUUUGGUCGUUCAAAUAUACUUACUAUUGGCGGGAUUCCAUGGCGCAAAACUCUGGAAAAUGCUUCAGACACAAUCUCCAAGCAGGGAUGAAUAUUUUAGAGGCACAGAGUCGUCCCUACUCUUAAGGGCAGACGGGUGGGGAAAUGGUUCAUUUACGUAGAAUAGCAGGUU
Molecule: messenger RNA, 1188 nt
Organism: Aaosphaeria arxii CBS 175.79
Lineage: Eukaryota; Fungi; Ascomycota; Dothideomycetes; Pleosporales
Exons: 1
Coding region: 15-782 (255 amino acids)
Biological process (GO): protein phosphorylation
Molecular function (GO): protein kinase activity; ATP binding
Source: RefSeq, a predicted model, not a curated record